Molecule: messenger RNA, 2557 nt
Organism: Camellia sinensis
Lineage: Eukaryota; Viridiplantae; Streptophyta; Magnoliopsida; Ericales; Theaceae
Product: serine hydroxymethyltransferase 7
Biological process (GO): tetrahydrofolate interconversion
Cellular component (GO): cytoplasm; mitochondrion
Molecular function (GO): protein binding; pyridoxal phosphate binding; glycine hydroxymethyltransferase activity
Source: RefSeq, a predicted model, not a curated record
AAAGAGAGAGAAAAAAUAAAUCUAACCGUCUUCGUCAAAUUGUCUCUCUCUCUCUCUAUCUACCUACCGACCCACCCAACCUUCCUUUUCUCUCUCCUCCCCAACCACCUCUCUCUCUCAACGUAUGUACAUACAUAUCCUGCACAAGUAUCUGUAAUGUAUAUUGGGGGUUAGGGUUUUACCGAGAGUUCCAUGGAAGCUUCGGCCACGCACUCAACAACCUCAGGAGGACGAUCCAAUUUCCGAUACUGGUACUGUAAUUGCUUCAGACGCUGUUGUCACUGUUUCUGUUGCUGUUGCUAUUGCUGUUCUGAACCUUGAAUUUCAAUUCAGCUAGGGUUAGGGUUUGGGUUUUGAUUGAUUGGUAGUUAUGGAUUUGACACACUCGCAAUCGAAUCUGUCUCUAGGGUUUCACUCUCACACUUUUACGCCUACUUCUCGCCGUUCUCAAAUCGUCGACGACUUGAUCUCCUUCCAGAUCGACUCGGGUUUCUGCGGCCCCUCUCAUCAUGUGCCGUCGAUUCCGCUGCAGUUGAUGGAUCAGCAUCAAAAGCAUGAGAACGAGAUUGAGGAGGGAGAGAGUGGGGAUGAUGAGGAGUUUCGAAUUCUGGGGCAUUCGAUGUUUCUGAAGAGGAGGAGGGAUGGAGAAUCGGUGGCAUCGUGUUCUUCGUCUUCGAAACGGGUUUCGAUCGAGCGGUUCGAGCCUCAAGGUCUCGAAUCGCGACGGAGUGCAGUGCGGGCUUGGGAUAAUCAGCCGCUCUGCGUUGCAGACCCGGAUGUUUUUUGGAUUAUGGAGAAGGAAAAGCAGAGGCAAUUCAAAGGGAUUGAAUUGAUAGCUUCAGAGAAUUUUGUGUGCCGGGCUGUGAUGGAAGCUCUGGGGAGCCAUUUGACGAACAAGUACUCGGAAGGAAUGCCCGGGGUGAGGUAUUAUGGUGGUAAUCAGUACAUUGAUGAGAUUGAAACACUAUGUUGUGAGCGCGCUUUGGCCGCUUUUGGUCUAGAUUCGGAGAAUUGGGGUGUAAAUGUUCAACCAUAUUCAUGUACAUCAGCGAAUUUUGCAAUUUACACAGGGCUGCUAUUACCCGGGGAUCGGAUUAUGGGAUUGGAUACACCUUCUGGUGGAAACACUAGUCACGGGUACUAUACAUCUAAUGGUAGAAAAGUUUCCGGGGCUUCAAUUUUCUUUGAAAGCCUCCCAUAUAAGGUUAACCCACUGACUGGGUACAUAGACUAUGAUAAACUUGAGGAGAAGGCGCUUGAUUUUCGCCCAAAGAUACUUAUUUGUGGUGGCAGCUCGUAUCCUCGGGAGUGGGAAUACGCAAAGUUUAGACUGAUUGCAGAUAAAUGUGGAGCAGUGUUAAUGUGUGACAUGGCUCAAAUUAGUGGUCUUGUUGCGGCUAAGGAGUGUGCAAACCCCUUUGAUUACUGCGACAUUGUUACGUCAACAACUCAUAAAAGUCUUCGAGGCCCCAGGGGAGGUAUUAUUUUCUACAGAAAGGGUUUGAAGCCAAGGAAGAGGGGAUUGCUUUUGAGUCAAGGUGAUGGUAGUGACAAAUAUGACUUUGAGGAGAAGAUAAAUUUUGCUGUUUUUCCAGCCUUGCAAGGUGGACCGCACAAUAAUCACAUUGCAGCCCUUGCUAUAGCCCUGAAACAAGUGGCCACUCCUGAGUACAAGGCAUAUAUGCAACAGGUGAAGAAAAAUGCUCAGGCUCUAGCAUCUGCUUUACUGAGUAGAAAGUGUAGACUGGUAACAGGAGGCACUGACAAUCAUUUGUUACUUUGGGAUCUAAGGACUCUUGGACUAACAGGUAAGAAUUUUGAGGUGGUCUGUGAGAUGUGCCACAUUACUCUCAAUAAAAUUGCUAUAUUUGAUGAUAAUGGCACCAUCACACCUGGAGGUGUAAGGAUCGGUACUCCUGCUAUGACAUCAAGAGGUUGUCUUGAAAAUGAUUUUCAAACAAUAGCUGGCUUUCUCCUCAGAGCUGCACAGAUUACAAGUACGGUCCAGAGAGAACAUGGAAAGUUGCAGAAAGCUUUCCUGGGUGGUCUUCAGAACAACAAAGAUAUUGUUGAUCUUCGGAGUGGAGUUGAAAAUUUUGCUACUCGUUUUGCAAUGCCAGGGUUUGAUGCGUAAAAAAAUAGAGGUGACGUACAAAGGAGGGCGGCUUCCAGCUCUCUGGACUGACAUCUGCUGCACAUAUCGAGUGCUGAUUCAAAUUCAGUUUUGAUAUUGUACAAGUGUAUAUAUUUAAUGCGUUCGGUUGUUUUGGUAAAAUGGUAAUGCUGCCAUGAAUGGGUCAGUUAACUGACUACAAUGGAUGUGGAAGGCAAUUUUUGAAGUUAAAAUAUAUCCGUAUGAGGUACAGGAACAUGAAAUCCGUGAAUCUUGGUCGUGUUUCUUUUUUAACACUAGCUAAAUUUGUCUGAUGACCUACAUCAUUUUUUCUUCAUUCUUAUUUCAUUUAUUUGAUGUACAUGGAUUUGUUUAUUUGACUUUUCCUUACAUGUCUUGUUUGUGAAGAGGGAAGCCUUAGUUCAUUACAACCAUUUUACACUA